Molecule: messenger RNA, 4071 nt
Organism: Uloborus diversus
Lineage: Eukaryota; Metazoa; Arthropoda; Arachnida; Araneae; Uloboridae
Gene: Ctr9
Product: RNA polymerase-associated protein CTR9 homolog
Biological process (GO): regulation of DNA-templated transcription
Cellular component (GO): Cdc73/Paf1 complex
Molecular function (GO): RNA polymerase II complex binding
Source: RefSeq, a predicted model, not a curated record
CGACUGGAAUGUUUCAUACAGAAAAGUUGGUUUCAAUUUUCAUCAUAAAGUGAAAGUUAAGAUUUUUUUUUUUUUUUGAAAUCAACAGAAAAUGGCGAAUUGCAUCGAAAUCCCCCUAAGAGACACAGCGGAGGUGAUUGAGCUCUACUUAGAUCAAUUACCAGAUGGUGAUGAAGUCCUUGGCAUUUUGCGACAAGAACAAGCUAUCUUGAAAAUUUGGGUUCAGCUUGCUUUGGAAUAUUAUCGACAAGGGAAGGUGCAAGAUUUUGUUAAGAUUUUAGAUGUCUCUCGCACAGAAGCUAACAUUGACUACCCUAACAUGGAACGUGAUCAGAUGGCUGCUCUUGAUACAUUGUCAGCCUACUAUGUUCGGCAAGCCAACAAAGAAAAAGAUCGUGAGAAAAAAAGAGAAUUAUUUACAAAAGCAACCCUUCUUUAUACGACAGCGGAUAAGAUCAUCAUGUAUGACUUGGAUCAUUUGUUGGGUCGAGCUUACUUUUGUCUCCUGGAAGGUGAUAAAAUGGAUCAAGCAGAUGCACAGUUUAAUUUUGUGUUGAAUCAGUCCUUAAAUAACAUUCCAUCUCUGUUGGGAAAAGCCUGCAUUGCUUUCAAUAAGAAGGAUUUUCGUGGAGCUUUAGCUUUGUAUAAGAAGGCUUUGAGAACAAACCCAAAAUGUCCGGCUGCUGUGCGUUUAGGAAUGGGACAUUGUUUUUAUAAAAUGGGUAAAUUGGAAAAAGCAAGGCUUGCCUUUGAGAGAGCUCUUGCACUUGACCCUCAAUGUGUUGGUGCCUUAGUAGGUCUUGCAGUUCUUGAAUUGAACAAUAAAACUCCAGAAUCCAUUCGUAAUGGAGUAAGAAUGCUUUCUAAAGCUUAUACUAUUGAUCCUUCCAAUCCAAUGGUGUUAAAUCAUCUGGCAAAUCAUUUUUUCUUUAAAAAGGACUAUACUAAAGUUCAACACUUAGCAUUGCAUGCUUUUCAUAAUACUGAAAAUGAAGCAAUGAGGGCAGAAAGUUGCUAUCAGAUGGCUAGAGCUUUUCAUAUUCAGAGUGACUAUGACCAAGCUUUCCAGUAUUAUUACCAAGCCACACAAUUUGCAUCAUCAAAUUUUGUUUUGCCACAAUAUGGGUUAGGGCAGAUGUAUAUCCAUCGAGGAGACAUGGAAAAUGCUGCUCAGUGUUUUGAAAAGGUUCUGAAAGCUCAGCCUGGCAAUUAUGAAACAAUGAAAAUUCUUGGUUCAUUAUAUGCUCAUAAUUCUAGUCAAUCUAAACGGGAUCAAGCAAAGGCUCAUUUGAAGAAAGUCACGGAACAGUUUGCUGAAGACAUUGAAGCUUGGAUUGAGUUAGCUCAAAUUCUUGAACAAUAUGACACUCAGGGAGCGCUUGCCGCUUAUGGAACUGCUACGCAGAUAUUGAGAGAAAAAGUUGCAGCUGAUAUACCUCCUGAAAUUUUGAAUAAUGUGGCUGCUCUUCAUUAUCGUCUUGGCAAUUUAAAAGAAGCUCAGAAAUAUUAUGAGGCAUCUUUGGAACGUUCACAUACUGAUGCAGAACAUGAUGAACAUUACUAUGGAGCAAUUUCAGUCACUACCACAUACAACUUAGCAAGAUUGUAUGAAUCACUCAGUAUGUUUGAUAAAGCUGAGAGGCUCUACAAAAAUAUCUUAAGAGAACAUCCAAAUUAUGUUGAUUGUUAUUUAAGAUUAGGUUGCAUGGCUCGAGAUCGUGGACAAAUUUAUGAAGCUUCUGACUGGUUUAAAGAAGCUCUUCAAGUUAAUCAGGAUCAUCCAGAUGCAUGGUCUCUCAUCGGAAAUUUGCAUCUUGCAAAACAAGAAUGGGGCCCAGGUCAAAAGAAAUUUGAACGUAUUCUGAAAGCUUGUCCAGCUGACACAUAUUCAUUGGUUGCACUGGGAAAUAUAUGGCUUCAAACUUUGCAUCAACCAAGCAAAGAUAGAGACAAAGAAAAGAGACAUCAGGAUCGAGCAUUAUCGAUCUAUAAGCAAGUGUUACGUAUUGAUGCUAGAAACAUAUGGGCUGCAAAUGGAAUAGGUUCUGUUUUAGCCCACAAAGGCUAUGUUUCUGAAGCAAGGGAUUGUUUUGCUCAAGUACGUGAAGCAACAGCAGAUUUUUGUGACGUUUGGCUUAACAUAGCACACAUAUAUGUGGAGCAGAGACAGCAUGUAGCGGCUAUACAAAUGUAUGAAAAUUGCUUAAAGAAGUUUUUUCGUCAUCAUAAUGUGGAAAUAUUGAUGUAUCUGGCAAGAGCACAUUUCCGUUGUGGGAAACUUGCUGAGUGCAAGCAAAUAUUAUUGAAGGCUCGUCGAGUUGCUCCCCAUGAUACUGUUAUUUUGUAUAAUAUAGCUUUGGUACUUCAAAAAUUAGCUACCCAAACACUGAAGGAUGAAAAAAGUACUCUAAAAUCAGUGUUGUCAGCAGUCCACGAACUUAAUUUAGCCCACAGGUACUUCACUUAUUUGGGCAUUCAUGGUGAUCGAAUGAAAUAUGAUCUGCGUCUUGUGAAUGCUGAAAUGAAGCAAUGUGCUGAUUUGUUGAAUCAAGCACAAUAUCAUGUUGCUCGAGCUCGUAGAGUGGACGCAGAAGAACGCAAAUUACGACGUGAACAAGAAGAAGAGAGGGAAGCAUUGAAAAAGAAAAUACUAGAGAAACAGCUACAAGAACAAGAGAAACGUCUGAGAGAAGAACAAGAACUUAUCACAAAACGUCAAGAGUUUGUUGAAAAGAGUAAGAGCAAAUUGAUAUUUAGCGAGGUUUCAGACAAACCAAAGAAAAAGGGUAAAAGAGGUCAUGAUGAGUAUGUCAGUGAUAGUAGUGAGUCAGAAGGAGGGGAAGGUGGAGGUGAAAAGAAGAAAAGGAAGCGAGAAGAUAGAGAGGAUGGAAAGGAAAGAAAGAAGAAGAAGAAGAAGCGUGUGCCUCGAGAUGAUCGUGAGACUGAUGAUGAAGGUGAAGAAGGAAAGAAAUCUCGUAAAGCUCGCAGAAAAGAGCGAAAAGAAUCAAAGAAAAAGCAGAAACCAGUUAAAGAUGAUGGGCUGACUGCAAAACAACGGAGUCGGGUUGUUUCCAAAGCUACCGUUUCUUCUAGUGAGGACUCUGAAAGUGGCAAAGAUAAUACUAAUCGAAAGAGUGAUCUCAGCAAUAGUGAGGAAGAUGCACCAAAGCGGCGUAGAAUUGCUUCUGACAGUGAUAGUGAAUCUGGUGGUAGCGUUACUGCAAAGAAAAGGAGAAUUCUUGAUUCAGAUUCUGACGGUGAUGGAAAACAUAGUUCUAAAUCAGAUUCUGACAAAGAUGUUGAAACUGAAAAUAAAAACCAGGACUCUGGAUCAGAAAAAGGAGCUCAUUCUUCUGAAAAUGAAAAUAAAAACCAGGACUCUGGAUCAGAAAAAGGAGCUCACUCUUCUGAUGAGGAAGAGCGUAAAGUCUCCGAUUCAGAAAAAGAAGCAAGUGCACAUUCAGACAAUGAAAAUGAAAACCAGGCUUCUGGAUCAGAAAAAGGAGCACGUUCGUCGGAUGAAGAAGAUCAUAAAGGUUCUGAAUCUGAGAAAGAAGCAAGUGUACAUUCAGAUGCUGAGAAAUCCAGCGAUGGAUCUGAAAAGAAUGUUGCUCAUUCAGAUGCUGAAAAAUCCAGUGAUGGAUCUGAAAAGAACAAUGCUCAGUCAGGUCAAGAUUCUGAUGUGUCUGACUGAAUUGAAGAUCUUUUAGCAAUUUCAUCAUUUUAUCCUACUUUAAAAUACAAAAGAAACAAUAUGCUGAAAGAGACUAAAUUGUUUGCUUUUGUCUAAGCAAACCUGAAAUAUAAGAAACUAAAUUUUGAACAUUGCAUUCAUCACUGGUCUCCAGUUUCAUCAUUCAUCCAUUGCAUCAUCAGAUUGUCAACUUUUUCUUUGGUUUAAAAAAAAAAGUAUUUUAUUAAAUUAUGGACUUUUUGUUUGAGUGAAAAAUAAUGUUUAAAAGUUAUAUUUCCCAUGAAAAUGAUUUUUCCAAUAGUACUGUUGAUAAAAUAACUAGUAUUUUUUAUAAAUUGUUACACUUCUGACAUCUAAUAAAAUCAGUACAUUCUAAA